Messenger RNA from Lindgomyces ingoldianus, 4547 nucleotides. Its product is annotated as nucleoporin-domain-containing protein. Gene Ontology annotation, cellular component: nuclear pore inner ring; nuclear pore. NCBI's taxonomy places the organism in Eukaryota, Fungi, Ascomycota, Dothideomycetes, Pleosporales, Lindgomycetaceae. The transcript is spliced from 4 exons. The record is from RefSeq and is a predicted model, not a curated record. Bases 144 to 4256 code for a protein of 1370 amino acids. Gene Ontology annotation, biological process: RNA export from nucleus; protein import into nucleus; protein localization to nuclear inner membrane. Gene Ontology annotation, molecular function: structural constituent of nuclear pore.
UCUCCCUCGCCCUCUCCGCUCCGCCAUUUCGCGCCGAACUUAACGUCUAUGCCUUCUCGCCGGCGCGUAACCCUGACCUCCUCCUAAGCCUCUCUCUUACUAGGCCGCCGCGACGACGACCCCCAUAGCCUUCCCCUCCCAUCAUGGAUUUCUCUGCCCCCCCAGCGACGCCCCAGCGCCCGACUCCCGGCGCGUUCAUAAACACUCCUGCGCCGGGUCGGCCUGGGCUCUUCAGAUCCGGCUCUGCUCAGCAGCCACAGCAGCCCCAACAGCAUGUCGCACCCCUUCCCCCAGCAGCACCGGCUCCCUCGCCCAUAGAACGUGCGGCGCGCACCAUUAAUGAUAUGCUAGCGAAGGAUGCGAGAUAUCCAGAUGUCGAGACAUAUGUUGGACAAGGCAUUUCCGGCGAGUACGACCUGUCGACGAACCGGGCAUGGACACCAUUUCAGAAACUCCGGACGUAUGAGAUUCCAGAGCGCAUAUUCGAGCAGGUCAACCAGACACAGAUGGCUACUACCAUGGGUCUCUUUGCCGAGAUCAACCACGCCUGGGUUACUAUCGACAAUCAGCUAUAUUUAUGGGACUACACGCACCCCAAUCCGGAGCUAAUCGGAUACGAGGAACAGCCAAACACCAUCAUUAAUGUGAAGCUGGUGAAGCCCCGUCCCAAAGUUUUCGUGGACACCAUCUCACACCUCCUGGUUGUCGCAACAUCCGCAGAAAUACGCGCCAUUGCCAUGGAAUGCCAGAAAGGGCCUGAGGGUGUGCACGGUGUCACACUGUACCAGACGGGGUUAACCGUGUCCGUUCGAGGGAUUCACGUUGGGUGCAUAGCAGGCUCAGCCAAGACGGGCCGCAUAUUCUUUGCAGAUGGACGAGAUUCGGAGGAUAUCUACGAGCUGAACUACCAGAAUGAAGAGAAAUGGUUUCAGAGCAAGUGCGGCAAGACAAAUCACGUGCGCAAGUCCAUCACCUUUCCCACAAUAUCCUGGUCUGCGCCGAAGCACGAAUACGUGCAGCAGAUGGCGAUCGAUGAUACCCGGAAUCUUCUCUACACUCUAUCAUCCAGCUCUGCUAUUCGCGUUUUCCAUAUGAAAACACCGACAACCCUGGAACUAGUUAUUGUUCGGCCGUUGGCUGCUAUCCGGACUCUGUGCGGCCAUUUGGUUCGACAAUCCGAAUUGCUCUUUGGACCUAAUCUGCGGAUCAUUGGCAUUGAUCCUAUCACUGCCCCAGAAGCCAACCAGCUGUCUCUUAUGGCAACGACCUCAACCGGGUGCCGGAUAUUCCUAAGCACCACUUCCGGCGGAUUCUUCAACGACAGCACCGCGGCACCGAACAGUAUGCAGGUCCGGCACAUACGGUUUCCUCCUCCAGACAGCCAGACAGCGAAUCAAACUCCAUCAAAUCCAUUACAAGCGUAUCCAGGCUCUAGUCCGGUCGGCGUUCACUCGACAAAUCUUAUAAAGACUAGCGACGGUUUCCGUUACGCCCCAGGCUCAUUCUUCUGUUUUGUCCAGAAGACAGGAGAUGCAAAUCACCUGCUUUUUAUGUCGGCGCCACAUACAGGUGAGAUAAACCAACGAGACAUAACUCAAGGCCCCCGGUACAAGGAAUCUGCGCAGGUCCUCCCCCUUGGAGGACUGAUGCAGGAUAUUGGCCUAGUCACAGAUCCAUUCUCAGCUGCAAACACCCCCCAGGGUUUCGGGAACGAGCUUGCAGUGCAGUUCGACAAGCCUCUCUGUGAGUGGGCCAUCAUGACACACAACGGCAUUGAGACGAUUCGUCGACGGCGGCUAGUCGAUAUAUUCGCGGCCAUUAUCAAAUAUGGUGGAGGACCACAGGGUGUCGAAGGUGACCUCCGUCAAAUCGUCAAAGAAUACGGAAGGGCAGAGUGCGCGGCGACGUCCCUGGCUGUAGCAUGUGGGCAAGGUUCUGACAUUGGGCCGGAUUCUCGCAUUGCCAAGGUCAGUGAUCCAGAGGUCCUUGAAUAUGCGCGCAAGGCUUUCAUCGAUUUUGGUGGGAAGGCGCAGGUGAAUGAGAAUUCGACUGUAGAGGGACUUUCCGUGGACAAUGUACGGCCGUCCCCUCGUCAUGAUGGUAUUGCUACGUACAUUUCGCGACUCGUCCGGUCAAUCUGGCGGACACCUAUCAUCAAGUCCGUAACGAAGCCAACCGGUCCUGUUCUCGAACCGACACACAAAAUCUCGAAAUUGCAAGAGAUACAACGUGCACUGGUUCAGCUGCAGGAGUUUCUGGAGUCUAACAAGCAGUUUAUCGACGGCUUGGCCGGACCCGAGGCUCUUGGACGAGUGAGCUCAAGGCAAGAUGAGGUGGAAUUGCAGGGGGAGAAUCGGGCUCUUACAAGCUUAAUGGUCAUUAUUAACAACAUCAUCGAAGGCAUUGCUUUCGUGCUGGUUCUUUUCGAUGAGCGGCUAGAGGAUAUUCUCGUUCUACUCCCUGAGGAUCAACGUCUGAAAGUCCGACAACUCACUUUCGAGGGCUUGUUCUCUGUCAAGGAGGGCAAAGAUCUGGCGAAAGAGCUCGUGAAAGCAAUUGUCAACCGUAAUAUCCAGAAAGGAUCAAAUGUUGAGACUGUUGCGGAAGCUUUACGCAGAAAGUGCGGUAGCUUCUGCAGCUCAGAUGACGUUGUAAUAUUCAAGGCGCAGGAGAAUCUCAAGAAGGCAACAGAUGUUGGCGCUAACGCGGAGAGGGGUAGGAUCCUGCUCAAUGACAGUCUGAGGCUGUUCGAGCAAGUAGCGAAGAGCCUGAGCAUGGAGAACCUUACAGCGGCGGUUGAUAGGUAUGUCCAACUAGAAUUUUAUGCUGGCGCUAUCCGGCUCGCACUCAAGGUUGCUCAGGAGCUCGACCGCGGGAACAAAGCUCUCUCAUGGAUCAAAGACGGUCAGCCAAGCCCAGAUAUCCGCCAAGACUCAUACAACAAGCGGACUGCGUGCUACGCCCUCGUGUUCAAAGUUAUCGAGGCCGUCGACCAUGCAUAUAACGCCCAAGGUACCCAGCAUGACGGAGUCAUCUCACAGAUCACACGGCGCAAACACGAAGCAUACGAGCAGAUCAACAACUCCGAUGAUGAAGUUUUCCAAAACUACCUCUACGACUGGUACCUGCAAAAAGGUUGGGCAGAUCGUCUCCUCGAAAUCAACUCCCCCUUCGUUGUAGACUACCUCCGCCGUAGCUCGCACACUGAUAUCACACACGCUGAUCUCCUAUGCCGUUACUACGCGCAUUACGGCGACUUCCUGAGUGCUGCAGAAGUGCAAUUCCACCUCGCUCAAUCGUCAUUCGAUCUCAAGCUCGACCGUCGUAUCGAGUAUCUCUCCCGCGCUAAGACAAACGCAUCGUCUCGCAUAACCGGCUUCUCGGAAAUGGGAUCAAGAAAUCGGCAGAGUAGGCAGGAGUUACUGCGGAAUAUCAGUGAUCAUCUGGAUAUCGCGAAUAUACAAGAUGAUAUCCUACAGAAGAUGAAGGCCGAUGUGCGGUUUAUGCGGACGGAGGAUUUGCUAGCUAGGAGAAAGGAGGUGUUGGAUAAGCUGGACGGGGCGAUUCAGCCGUUGGAUGAUCUCUACCACGGUUACGCCGACCAAGCCGGCUACUACGACAUCUGCCUCCUAAUCUACCACUCGGCCGACUACCGCAACCUGCCCGACGUCCGCUCUACCUGGACCAAUGUGAUCGACCAAGAGCACCAUAAAGCCCUCGAAACUGGUCACCCAGCCCCCUGGGAACUCGUGUCUCUCAAAACCGUCGAAAUCGGCCAUCGUGUCAAUCUCAAUGAAAACGUCUUCCCAAUCAACAUCGUCCUCCAGCUACUGCUGCAGUACGAUAUCCAAUACUACACCCACGAUAAUAAUCGGAAUCCCCAAGCAAGUGCAAGCGGAGAUGACCUCCUCCGCAGCCCGUUAACUUGGGCUCUAGACCCCUUUAUCCGGCUGUCCGCGCCCUUCGAGUCCCUAGUCGCGACGCUGGAGUCGCUGUGGUAUUCGCAGGAAUAUCCGUUUCAGGGCCGCAGCCGGAGAUUACUGGUGAAGUGGAUUAUUUAUGCGGUAGAGCAGUGGGCCGAGCAGAGUCGGAGGUCGGGCGUAAUGUUUGGAGGCACAGAGAAUGCGAUUGGGCUUGCAGACUGCUUGAGGGUAGUACUAGGUGCAGGGGAAUUGGAUCGUGCGAGGGAGGAGGAUAGGGAGUGGGUGGAACGGGGAAGAGCGGUUAGGGAAAAGGUUGAGGAGGUUGCGAGAUGAGUUGAUUAUGUGGCCGACCGUUCAACCGAGAAAAUUGGGAGCGGGGGCCAGUUGAUGGAAUCGUUGGCGAUGCAUCGAUCUAUCCUUUCAGUGCAAACCGGUGUUUUCUGGAGGACAUUGUCUAUCUAUCGUGUAUCUCCGGGCUUCUUGCGGGAUUGGAGGGAAAAGCAUGGCUGACCUGACCGAGUGUACUUUAUCUUGGAAGACGUGAGGUUUUUUUUUUUCAGUGGAGAGUGUUCUUGGAGAUUUCAUCAUGAGCAUGGCGCAUGACAGGCAAGGUACGGAAGCAAU